GGGCUCGCUGGUUAAGGCCGGCCAGCCAGCCAGCCAGCAUUAGCCGCGUGGCGGUCACGUGACUGCCCCGCUCCGCCAAGUCCGUCCACUCGCCUCCCUCCGGCGUCUUCCUUCAGUUCGUUCUUCCGCCCUCCGCGCGUUCGCGAUGUCAAAGGUUUGUGCCAUUUUUGGAGGUUCUCGUGGAAUUGGUCGGGCUGUUGCACAACUACUAGCACAGAAAGGAUAUUGCCUGGCUGUUAUAGCAAGAAAUCUGGACAUGGCUCAAGCUACCGCAGAUGGCUUGGGAGGUCAUCUUGCACUGAGUUGUGAUAUCACCAAAGAAGAAGCCAUCCAAAAUACAUUUAAAGAAAUAGAGAAUAAUUUAGGUCAUAUACGCUAUCUGGUUAAUGCUGCAGGUAUCAACAGGGAUGGACUACUGUUGCGAACCAAGUCUGAUGAUAUGAUAUCCCAGCUUCAGACCAAUCUUUUGGGAACCAUGUUGACUUGUAAAGCUGCUGUAAAGAGUAUGAUUCAACAGCAGGGUGGUGCUAUUGUUAACGUAGGAAGUAUUGUUGGAUUAAAAGGCAAUGCUGGUCAGAGUGUAUAUAGUGCCAGCAAAGCAGGCUUAGUUGGAUUUUCACGCUCUUUUGCUAAAGAAGUAGCGCGAAAGAACAUUCGAGUCAACAUGGUUGCUCCAGGCUUCAUUCAUACAAAUAUGACAGCACAUCUGAAAGAAGAAGAGUUGAAAAAAACAAUUCCUCUUGGAAGAUUUGGGCAGCCUCAGGAAGUUGCCCAAAGUAUUGCAUUCCUUUUAGAGACUCCUUAUGUAACAGGCCUCGUUCUGGUUGUAGAUGGAGGUUUGCAGCUUCUGAUUUAAACAUCAUGAAUUCUGCAUGAAAAGUUAUUCAGCAACCCUAAAAAUCCCCAAAGAGAUCUGAAUAAUACCCCUCUUACUAUGUUUUAAUUCAGAUUAAAAGAAAGAAAAGAUUACAAAGUUCCAUUUUUGGUUGAAAAUAUAAGACAGAGAGGAUUAAAAUAAAUAUAUUCUAAAAAACUAUUAAUGGAGUACUAUAUUUUUCCUGCAAGGUUGACUAAUGGAACAUUGGAUACUCUGAAAGUAAUCUCUAAGUGCAGUGGAACCUUUUGCUCAGAUGGCCGAGAGAUGCUUCUGUCUGUGCGGAGGGCAACUGUCAGAGUCAGUUGAAGAUCUGCAGGAUUCUAGGCUCCCCUGUUAUCUUGGCAUGUUCUGAAAUAGUGCUGGGGCUGCAUAGUAUAUUAUCUCAGCCUGGAAGCUGGUAUAAUUAAUCCCUUCCCAGUUUGACAGAAAAUAAAAUGCAAAGAAAUAAAAAGGUGAGAACACUACUCCUUCCUCCUUCCCUACUUAGUAUAAACCAAUAGGAAAUAGAUGCUCUGGCCCCUUCCCCCAUACCUGUUCUGUCUCAAUUUUUUUUUUAAUCAUUGGUAUCUUAAAAACUAAUUCACUUAUUGUGGUAUAUGUUUUCAUGAACCUGAGCUUGUCAUCAAAUAAAGUAGGCUGUAAUUUAGAAAAAACUGCUACCAUACAUCACUUUACUUAUAUGAUGCCACAAAGCUCUAUCCUGUUAACUAUUAAGAGGAGCUAACAUCUCCUCUGAAAAUGGGCUUAUUUAUCAUUCAUUUUAAAGUAGGGAUUUUUUUUCAUAGUUUAUGUAUAAUUCUUCCACUUAGAGGGGCAAAAUGAAUUGAUGAAACUUAGGAAUGUUGACAAGUCAAUAAUACCACUGUGCAGGAAAUAAUGCAUACUGCACAAAUGUAAUGCGGAUCUUCUAUUAAGUAGUUCCCAAUAAAGUUUAUAAGGAUUUUAACUUUGUAAUUAAGGUGGACUUCUGGGGGAGGUAUGGUGAACUGAAGAUGGCUCUGCAAAAGUGGAGCUGACAACCACGGC
Python bivittatus (Burmese python) is the source of this 1903-nucleotide messenger RNA. RefSeq names its product carbonyl reductase 4 (gene CBR4). Gene Ontology annotation, molecular function: quinone binding; oxidoreductase activity, acting on the CH-OH group of donors, NAD or NADP as acceptor. The record is from RefSeq and is a predicted model, not a curated record. NCBI's taxonomy places the organism in Eukaryota, Metazoa, Chordata, Lepidosauria, Squamata, Pythonidae. Gene Ontology annotation, biological process: fatty acid biosynthetic process.